This is a messenger RNA of Vanessa atalanta (red admiral), 700 nucleotides long. Its product is annotated as cyclin-dependent kinase inhibitor 1C-like. The record is from RefSeq and is a predicted model, not a curated record. Lineage: Eukaryota; Metazoa; Arthropoda; Insecta; Lepidoptera; Nymphalidae. Bases 90 to 617 code for a protein of 175 amino acids. The transcript has 2 exons.
AUAAUGUUAACAAAUAUAAAUGCGUUCGUUUCUGAUAAGAAACACUUAAUAUAGGGUGAGGCAUUACAGCGAAACAGACAGACACCGUUAUGAAGACUACGAUUAAUGUUAUUUUCGUAUUCGCUUUACUGCAGCAAGCAUUUUCGCAAUGCCUGCCAGCAGCCCCAUACUGCCUGUCUCCACCAGCGUUAGACCUGCUUCUCCCGCCUCUAGCCUUGCCCUUGCCAUUAACGGCUCUACCAGCAACUCUUCCCUGCCCGGCAACAGACCUGCCUUUGUUAGCUCCAGUACUAGCGUCCACACUCUCAGCAUCCCUGGCGGCUACUCUACCACCGUUACUAGAAGCAGCACUGCCGACUGUUUUGACGUCAGCUUUGGCGGCAGCAGGGCCAUUGUUGGGAGCUUUACAGUGCGGACCGCUGCCAGCGUUGCCGUGUGGUCUCCCGGGGCCAGUAGCGUACGCCGCCCCUGCCUGUGCCCCUGCAUGUGCCUGCGCUGCGCCAGCACCGAUCUCCUGUUCUUACGCUUCCCCUCUCCCUACUUGCACUUGCCCUGCCCCUGCCCCUGCUCCUUUGUACUACGCAGCACCAGCCCCACCCACAUGUUUAUGUUUUUAAAUCCCAAUAUAUAAUACGUUGGAAAAUAAUUAGUUUAUGGUUAUUUUUUUUUUUGUUUAUUACAGAAUUGUUUUGUAAUUAAU